AUGGUAAGGCAGAGAAAAGUGGCGAAUUCGCAACAUAAACAUGGGAAUAACAAUGAAGCAAGUGGCAGUUCUGGCGGUGGCGAAGGCGCCGGCACUAGCCGCUCGUACAAAGCGUCAUCUGUUUCGAAGACUGGUGUUGGACUCAUCUGCCUCUUUGUCGCAGUAUAUAUAGGCAUCCUGGGCUACCUAGAAACUCGCGUCAACACGCCAUUCGACGAUGAAAAAGUGGUGCAAAAGACCGGCCUCGCGGUGCCCGAGAUGUACUGGGGCUCGUACCGUCCCGGCGUGUACUUCGGUCUGAAGACCCGCGAGCCCCGGUCCCCGGUCUUCGGCCUCAUGUGGUACGAGCUCGGGGUGACGCACAAGGGAAUCAGGCACUGGUGCGACCAGAACGACAAGCUGCCCUCGUACGGCUGGACCCGCCACGACGGCGUGACCUUCGGCGAGCAGAAGAUCCUCGACCCGCCGCACGCGAUCACCACCUCGUUCGUGAAGGCUCCCGGAAUGGAGCCCGGGGGCCACUGGACGGCCAGGAUCAACGUCACCGUGCCAAGCAAGAAGCGCACCACGGUCGGCCUGGUGUGGUACGCGGCGCUGGACGAGGCGCUGGGCCCGGCCGCGCCGGACUCCCGCCUCUGGAUGGAGGGGGGCCAGAUCAUGGGCCAGACGCCGCAGCUGGGCAACUUCCGAGUCUCCUUCGUGCCGCAUACUGGAACCGUGAUGCACUCGUCCCACGCCGAGGCGGUGGCGCCGGGCCUGCACGUGCUUAAGGAGAAGUUCCUAUCGCUGCUGCUGCCGAGCAGGGAGAGCUACGACGUGCUCGGCCAGCUGGCCAUCCUGGAUGAGGGGGCCAAGCUGAAGGAGAACGGGGCGACCAACUACGUGACGGUGCAGCUGCUGGCGGAGACGCCGUUCGUGCUGGAUGUGGUGUACUCCGGCGAGGGUCAGCACCCGCCGCAGCUGGUGGGCGAGGAGUACACCCUGGCGCUGAGGGAGAGCGCGCGCCAGUUCGACCAGCGCUUCGAGGAGACCUUCGGCCUCGGCAAGAAGGGGUACGCGGAGGUGGACAUCGCGGCGGCGAAGGCGGCGCUGUCCAACAUGGUGGGCGGCAUCGGCUACUUCUACGGGGCGGGCAGGGUCAGGUCGGCCAGGACUCCGGAGCCGGUGCCGUACUGGCGCGCGCCCCUCUACACCGCCGUGCCGAGCAGGUCGUUCUUCCCGCGCGGCUUCCUCUGGGACGAGGGCUUCCACGGCCUACUGCUCGGGCGCUGGUCCCCCUCCAUCCAGCUGGACAUCGCGGCCCACUGGCUCGACCUGAUCAACGUCGAGGGCUGGAUACCCCGCGAACAGAUCCUGGGCGCGGAGGCGCUGGCCCGCGUGCCGAAGGAGUUCGUGGUGCAGAGCAACGCGGCCGCCAACCCGCCGAUGCUGCUGCUGCAGCUCGCCCAGCUGGUGGCGGCCAGGCCGGGCCUCUUCCAGUCGGGCGAGCAUCGUGCCACCCUGGACCGCAUGUUCCCGAGGCUGCAGGCUUGGUACCAGUGGUUCCAGGCCACGCAGAGGGGGAAGGAGCCCACCUCGUACCGCUGGAGGGGGCGCGUGGACGACGGGCUGCAGCUGAACCCCAAGACCCUCACCUCCGGCCUGGACGACUACCCAAGGGCUUCCCACCCCACGGACGUCGAGCGUCACGUGGACCUGAGGUGCUGGAUGUUCGCGGCCGCCGACGCGAUGGUCACCAUCGCCUCCGCCCUCCACAGGGACACCUCCAAGUUCGAGGCGAUGCGCGACCAGCUCGGCGACGAGGCGCUCCUCAACGAGCUGCACUGGUCGCCUGUCACGCAGACCUACGCCGACUACGGUCUCCACACGGACGCCGUGCGGCUGGUGCGUCAGGCGCCGAAGGCGCCCAACGAGCAGCCCAAGGUGGUGCGGCUCGUUUCGGCACCGCCGAAGCCCCGCCUGGUCACGUCGGCAUUCGGCUACGUGUCGUUGUUCCCGAUGCUGCUGAUGGUGCUAAAGCCCGAGAGCGAGAAGCUGGGCAAGAUACUGGAGGACCUGGACAAGCCGGAUCUGCUGUGGUCCCCCUACGGUCUUAGGUCGCUGUCGAAGUCGUCGCCGCUGCACAUGAGGCGCAACACGGAACGGGACCCGCCCUACUGGCGCGGCCAGGUGUGGCUCAACAUCAACUACCUGGCCCUGAGGGCGCUGCGCCACUACUCGGCCGCCGGCCCUUACGCGCAACGCGCGGCCACGCUGCACCUGCGCCUGCGGGACAACUUAGUGCGCAACGUGCUCACCGAGUACAAACGCACCGGGUACUUCUGGGAGCAGUACUCAUCUGAGGAUGGCCAUGGCUCCGGCUGCAAACCCUUCACCGGCUGGACAGCACUCAUAGUCCUCAUAAUGGCAGACGAGUAC
Molecule: messenger RNA, 2418 nt
Organism: Iphiclides podalirius (scarce swallowtail)
Lineage: Eukaryota; Metazoa; Arthropoda; Insecta; Lepidoptera; Papilionidae
Source: the annotation of a GenBank genome assembly